AUGACCUACACGUUCAGUAGCACCGUAAACUACACGUUCAGUAGCACCGUGACCUACACGUUCAGGAGGCACCGUGACCAACACGUUCAUAGCACCGUGACCUACACCUUCCCUUUCACCGUGGCCCACACCUUCCCUUACACCGCGACCCACACCUUCCCUUUCACCGUGGCCCACACCUUCCCUUUCACCGUGGCCCACACCUUCCCUUUCACCGUGGCCCACACCUUCCCUUUCACCGUGGCCCACACCUUCCCUUACACCGCGACCCACACCUUCUCUCACACCGUAACCCACAUCUUCCCUUGCACCGUGGCCCACACCUUCCCUUGCACCGUGACCCACACCUUCCCUCACACCGUGGCCCACACCUUCCCUUACACCAUGGCCCACACCUUCCCUUGCACCGUGACCCACACCUUCCCUCACACCGUGGCCCACACCUUCCCUUACACCAUGGCCCACACCUUCCCUUGCACCGUGACCCACACCUUCCCUCACACCGUGGCCCACACCUUCCCUUACACCGCGACCCACACCUUCCCUUACACCGCGACCCACACCUUCCCUCACACCGUGGCCCACACCUUCCCUUACACCAUGGCCCACACCUUCCCUUGCACCGUGACCCACACCUUCCCUCACACCGUGGCCCACACCUUCCCUCACACCGUGGCCCACACCUUCCCUUACACCAUGACCCACACCUUCCCUCACACCGUGGCCCACACCUUCCCUUACACCGCGACCCACACCUUCCCUCACACCGUGACCCACACCUUCCCUCACACCGUGGCCCACACCUUCCCUUACACCAUGGCCCACACCUUCCCUUACACCAUGGCCCACACCUUCCCUUGCACUUUGAACAACACCUUCACUCACACCGUAACCCACACCUUCCCUUACACCAUGGCCCACACCUUCCCUUACACCAUGGCCCACACCUUCCCUUGCACUUUGAACAACACCUUCACUCACACCGUAACCCACACCUUCCCUUACACCGCGACCCACACCUUCCCUCACACCGUGGCCCACACCUUCACUUGCACCACGACCCACACCUUCCCUUACCAGGACCCACACCUUCCCUUACACCGUGGCCCACACCUUCCCUCACACCGUGGCCCACACCUUCCCUUACCAGGACCCACACCUUCCCUCACACCGUGGCCCACACCUUCCCUUACACCGCGACCCACACCUUCCCUCACACCGUAA
Molecule: messenger RNA, 1224 nt
Organism: Haliotis rufescens (red abalone)
Lineage: Eukaryota; Metazoa; Mollusca; Gastropoda; Lepetellida; Haliotidae
Product: mucin-2-like
Exons: 2
Coding region: 1-1224 (407 amino acids)
Source: RefSeq, a predicted model, not a curated record